Diaporthe citri is the source of this 4299-nucleotide messenger RNA. RefSeq lists its product as uncharacterized. The coding region runs from base 1 to 4299 and encodes 1432 amino acids. The record is from RefSeq and is a predicted model, not a curated record. The transcript is spliced from 7 exons. Lineage: Eukaryota; Fungi; Ascomycota; Sordariomycetes; Diaporthales; Diaporthaceae.
AUGGGGACCAUCAACAGGAAGAUCUCCAGGUUCGACAUCACGGCUGUCUACAGCCACCCAAGCGCCAAGGUAGAUAUCGUCCUGGUCCACGGUCUCAAUGGCGACCCACAAAGGACCUGGACGGCCAAGAGCCCGAACGGGAACGGCGCUUUCUGGCCAGUCGACCUCCUUCCCAAGUCUCUGGAGGCAGAGAACGCGCAUGCAAACGUCCUUGUGUAUGGGUACAAUGCCGAUGUGUCAUCCAAGAAACACGGCACCGGCCCCAGCAGCAACUACAUCCACCAGCAUGCCCAGACCCUGGUCACCUUUCUCACGACCUAUCGAAAGAGUAAGAAGACCACGCGCAACCCCAUCAUAUGGGUGGCCCACAGUCUCGGGGGCAUCCUCGUCAAGCGGGCCCUGGAGCAUUCAGACAGCGUGCGUGUUGCCGACCACGAAGACUACCGCUCCAUCUACGUGUCCACAUACGGCAUCAUCUUCCUGGGCACACCCCAUGAUGGCUCUGAACUCGCCUCUUGGGGAUCAGCCCUGCAGGGCAUGGCCGGUCAUGUCCCGAGGAAGUUCUUCGACAGCGAGCCCGUUCUGAUCGAGACCCUGAGAAAAGACAAUGAGACACUGGACAACAUCAACAUCAACUUCCUCAACAUCUAUCAGAGAUUCAAGAUCCAGAUGGUUCACGAGAACCAGAAGACCGACCUGAAGGGGACGAAAUCACUCAUUGUGGACGCGAAGUCUGCGGCACCUCGCUUACCAGGCGUCACAUCUUAUGGCGUGGAGGCAGAUCAUUCGAACAUGUGUAAAUUCGCCGGAUUCGAUGCGCCUGGAUAUCGGACAAUUUCCACGGCCAUCGCGGAAUGGGUCCAAGCAGCGCCUGAUGUCACCAGCGUUCGUUGGAACGUCGAGGACGAUGGUCGCCGUGUCCGAGCCCAACUAGAGAUGAAUGAACGAGCGAGACCAUUUCUUGCACAGUCCGGAAGCUCCUCACAAGUGGCUGGUAUGUUUCAGGUGUCAGAGACCCCGACGCUUUCGUCGCCUAGCAGUGGCGCCGCCCCGUUCAGCAUUGAGCCGGCGGAGUCACACGACGCGGAGUCGCCAGGUGGUCGAGAGGCCCUUUUCAUCCAUCCCGAGGCGUUCCGCCCCAACUCCUACUUCGUCGGCAGGAAAGAGGAGCUUGAUGACCUCCACAGAAUGCUUCAGGAUAAGCGGCGGAGGUCGGAAGGAGGCAUUUUCUGGCUGCGUGCAACAUCGGUCCAGGAACUAGAGGGCGAGUUCUGGCGUGUUGCAAGGACCGCUGCCCUCAAGGAUCUCAUGGACAAGAAGAACUACGACGAGCUGAGAGACAACACCAAGAUCAUAGACAUUGUUCGAGAAUGGUUCAAUGGCUUCGAGGGAUGGCUCAUGAUCCUGGACGGGAUCAUGUUCGACUCGCCAGGCAUAGAACGCUUUGUCCCAGACGUGGCCAAUUCGAGCAUAAUAUUGACAUCCACGGACCCCGCAGCGACCGGCAAUCACCACUUCAACAACCCUCAACUCCUACCACUGCCACUCCUCCCGGCGCAAGAGGCCCAGGAGUUGCUGCUCCUGGAGACAGAGAAAAGGAAGCCAUGGGGCCAAGAAGACCUCAGCCAGGCGACCGAACUGGUGCAGAUCCUAGGACGACUUCCACUGAUGAUCCACUUCAUUUCUCAGCAGAUAAAGGCCAACCAAGAGCCCCUGGCCACCUUUCUCAAGAGAUACCGCACCCGGCCAAAGGUGGGGAAAGUCCCGGCCUACGAAUACGUGCUGGAACAGCUGCAGUCGAGGGGCGCCACUGCCGCUCUGAACGUCAUGUCGAUACUGGUUUUCUUUGACCAAAACAUACCCGUGGAGAUGAUGGCACUAGGCCUUCAUGCCCUCGGCAAAGAAAUACCCUACAAGACGCGUGACGCCUCCACCCAUGGCAAGGGGAGUCUUAGUAAUACCCUGAGAGUAUUGAUAGCCUUCGCGCUGGUUGAGAGGACGGAGACACAGGACGUGUCACCAACCAGCUCGAGAAGCUCCAGGCAAAGCUUUCCCAUCCACUCGGAGAGCUUGGACACUCUGCGGAUACACAGUGUCAUCCAGCGAUACUUCAUCGAGUCCCUCGCAGGGAAGGGCCAACAUGCAUACUGGCUCGAGCGAACCGUCGAGGUUUUCUCAAAGUCCUAUGACGAGGCAGACCGGCGCAUAUCAGAGCAACCCAAAGUCGGCCUCCCGGACGACUACCGGAGAUUCUACAUUCACGGGAAGAAGCUUGCAGAGCACCUCAAACGGUACGAGCGGAGGCAUUCGGCGCUCCAGCCGCUGAGGAAAGAGAUUGAGACGAAACUGGAAGAGAUCCACGACAAGAUCCACGGGCUAUCGGGCAAGAUACAGGCCAUGAUCGUCGAUCAAUCCGAUGAGAUAGCACAAACCUCGAUCUUCGAUAGGACAAACAGCCUAUCAGAGUCGGACUCGGCCACCUCCAGCUCCCAGAGCCAGAGCCAGCAGGACAGUUGGGCCCGGAUGGAUGAGGACGACCCUCGGUUGUACAAUUCCCCAGUCGCAUUCGCGCCUGGCCAGCAGUACGAUGCGUACGGAAUGCCGUUUCCAUACCCAGACGGGAGCACCAUCCCGGCCGAGCCCUAUCAUUACGAGGACGAGCACGAGCGGACACCACAGAUUACGCCCAAGGUUGGCCAGGGCUCGCCGGACCUUGACCAAAACGGCUGGACGACAGUUGUCCCUGUGCAUCAGAGCAACCAAAGGCCCAGGACCGAUUCUCUGAUCAACCAAAGGGGGCAUCACAAGAGCGACUCGGAAAUUGGAGUCAGCCACGGUAUCGCCAGGCCACCCUUUUUUCACACCUCAUCGCCGCGCGGUGGAUCUAGGUCAUCCAGCAAGGGACGCUUGAGCGUGCAUAGCGAAGCCGAGCUGGCUCUUCAAAAGGUGCGGAAGGUAUCGCCACCGGGCCCUCGUGGUGGAAGAGCCGUCCAGGACAAGGGGAGGAGCCUGAGCUCCGGCACGACGACCAGACCACGGGACAUCAUGACCCGUGGAGAGAAUAACUACGCGAGAGUUGCAUCCGGGCUGACGCCCACCGACAAGCCAUCACCAGCCGAGUUCUACCGUGGCUCUGGCGGUAAACCUCUGCCCGGGUCGUCUUGGACUGCCGAGACCGUCAAAAGAUUCAAGGAGGGCCUCAAGCCGACCGGCAGGAAGUCAUCCACUGGGAGCUCAAACAGCAGGACGGCACCAACCCCUGGGAGUGUCCACACCUCGCCCGGAGCAGAAGAAGUAGCAACCAUGCCGCCUUUCCCGCAGGUGACAGGCACGCGGACUGCUAGGUCCAGUCCCGGCGGAGUCACUCCCUUCUACCCCCCCAGCCUACCCGUUGAGAGAAUGACUGGCGAUGGGCGCCGCAACCCUCCACCGAACUUCCACCAGUGGAACACCAGCUCUUACACCCCUGGCCUGGGACGGCUUGAACCCUUGAACCUUCCACGUGGGCAGCAGGGCCUUGACCAGGAUCCCAACGCAUUGCCAUACCCCUUCCCACCAAACGUCUGGUUUCCGGCCCCGGAGGCAGUGUCAGCGCCAAUGUCGAGGAACUCGAGCCAGCAGUCGAGCAACCAGUCGUCAACCGGCAGGAGGCGCGGGGCCAACCUCGCACUCGCGACCUCGGCCACGGCGCUCAGGGGCCGGAGGCACUCGAGCCCCCUGUCCAGCCCCAUAGGCUCAGCGCCGCCGCCGGGCUCCCGCUUCCCGGCACGCGGCCACAGCAGACCGCCCUCGGUGGUUACGGAGCCAAGCCCGCGCCUCCGACCAAGGUACGAGGUGCCCGAGCUGCCUGCCGGCCAGGCCCGAGUUUACCUCCCCGAGCCCCUCCCCCGGCCGGGGGCGGGGUCCAACACGCCCGGCACCGGCACCGGCACCGGCACCAGCGCCAGCGCCAGCGGGAACGGCACUCCUCCCGUGCGCCCGAGGUGGUACAAGCGGGCCUCUGGGCGGCUGCGCGGGCGGGCCCAGUCGCAGAGCCCGAGCGUGGGGCUGCGGGUCUCGAGUGGCGGCGCCAGCGUGCACAGCGCCGGCAGCCCGGACCCCGGGUCCGCGGGUGAUGGGGGCAGCGAGGCCAUGGCGCGGUCCGGCUCUGGCGGGAUCGUUGUCGGGGAUGGGAAGAUAAUUGGGUUUGGGGAGUUGCCUGUCAACAUGGAACUCGCCAGGGAGGCCGUGAGCGCGCCGCCCAUGAGUAGGAGUAGUUCUGGCGGUGUUGGGUUGGGUAUCAUGCAUGAGACGGAGUGA